CCCCAAAUCAAAAGAAAGAACGUGCUGACGGUGCCAAGAAGACUGUCAGAGAGUGACGCUGGUAUAUGAGUAAAAGAGGCUCAUAAUUGCAGAUGGAUGAGCAUUGCUCCUGAGCAUUUAAUUUAGCAAUUGGUGAAUAUUUAAAAAAUGGAGGAGGAGUCUGAACCAACAGAAAUCAUAAGAGCUCCACUGAGCUAUGAAAAACCUGGCUAUGAGAAAGAUUUACUCUUUGGUCUUUGUAAAUUGCGCAAAGAAAAGCAGCUUUGUGAUGCCUGCCUUGUGGUGGGGGCCCAUGAUUAUCCAGUACAUCGUGCAGUCCUUGCUUCAGCUAGUCCUUUUUUCCUGAACAUGUUUGAGACAAAGGAAAAGGAGAUCACCUUUGUUCUGAAAGAUGUGGAGGACCAUCAGAGUUUUGAGUAUUUACUUGAUUACACCUAUACAGGAAGACUUGAUGUACCAGAGGAAAGUGUCAAGCCUGUCUAUAGAAUGGCCACUUUCCUGAAACUGAAGGAUGCAGCAACUGCCUGUUGCAGUUUCCUGGCAGCCAGUCUGACAAGUGAUAACUGCCUAGGAAUACGCAAGUUUGCAGAAGAUGUAGAAUUGCGAAAAACCAUUGAUGACUUCAUACAGAGGAACAUUAUGGCUGUCACAAGCAACAAGAAGUUUUAUGGUUUACCUCAGAUACCAGUUGAAAUAACAGGAGCUGACCAGGAUUUAUUAGAAUCUAGUAAUGACAAGCAUAUGUUUGAGUUAGUUCUGGCCUGGGCAAGAGAAAAUAUUGAUCCAAGGAAACCAAGAAUUGAAGAUCUGACAGAACAAGUGAAUGUUCUGAAUUUAAAUACUGACAACAGUUUAACAGAUUUCAAGGAUGUCAGUGAUGAGGUAGUGAAAGAUCAAGAUGGUAUUGUACAGGAUUACAAAAAGAACAAGAAGAAGAUGAUUGCCACAAAAACAAAGGAGGGAACAGACAUGCAUAUUUCAAAUGGCAGCAUUGGACAAGUCAGAAAGUUUAGUAUUAACCCAAGUGGACCUGUUUCAAGGAAAGAGUGGAGUAUCAUUGCAACGCAUCAAAUGAAAGAUAAAUCAUACCUGGCACUAGCUAUGUUAAAUGGUGUGAUGGCAGCUAUUUCUGUUCACUACCGAGCUCCAUCUGCUCGAAGUGGCAGUACCAGUCCAGAUGAACCAGACUCACCAGUUACUGGUUCAGUGACUCCCAACAAGUUCUUUGACAGUAGGUCCUCUCUCACACCCUUGGCAGUGAUGAGUACAGCUCGCUGCGCAUUUGGCUUGGAGGUUUUAGAUAAGCAGCUAGUUGCAUGUGGUGGAUAUGACCGUUCGGAAUGUCUUAGAACAUCUGAGAGAUUUGAUUCUAACAACAAUAAAUGGAUUCCACUAGCAGACAUGACAGUGCCAAGAGGACGAUUCAAUGUCACUUCCGUAAGAGGUUUCAUCUAUGCAGUUGGGGGGUCAGAUGGAUUUAGGGAGCAAAGUGCAUUGGAAUACUAUGAUCCAGAAAAAAAGAUGUGGAUAACUCGUGGAGAAGUACGAAAUGCCAAAGUUUCUCAAGGAUUGGCUUCAUUGCAUGAAAAACUGUACUGCAUUGGAGGAUGUUUGGGACAAAAGAGUUCUAAUGAGUGCCAUGUGUAUGACCCCAAAACCAAUGAAUGGGAUACAAUAGCUCCUCUGAAUACAGCAAGGUACCAGGCAGCUGUGUGUACAUUCAUGGGGAAGAUUUAUGUUAUUGGUGGUACCGAUGCAUGGAUUUGCUUAAAUUCAGUGGAGAUCUAUGAUCCAGAGGUGAAAAAAUGGCAGUUUGGUCCAAAGCUGAGCAUUCCACGACGUGGAGCGGGUUGUGAUGUUUUUAAUGGCACUAUAUACCUGACAGGAGGCAGUGAUGGGUCACAGUCUCUCAAGUCCACUGAGAUCUUGACCCCUGACCGAGGCUGGGUAAUGGGUCCAUCACUAAGCAUUCCUCGAGCUAAUGUGGGGGUGGUAACCUGUGAUAAGCGCUUGUUUGCUGUAGGAGGGUUUAGUGGAAAAAAGUUUCUGGACAGUAUGGAGUUCCUAUCUGACAAACAUGAAGAAUGGUGCUGUUAUCUUCCAGUGGAAAAUUCAGUAAUUGCAGAGAAAAUGGCAAAGCGCAACUCAGAAGGAAGAUUAGAAAAAUUGGAUCAGAAUUCCAACUGUGAAAAGACCUUAACCAACAUUCCAUGUGAUGCAAGUGUAAAUGACCAUUAACAAAAAUUGUCAGGUUAUAUUUGAGGAUUCUGGGCCACGUUUAACAAAAGAACUAAUAUGACUAGGAUCGAUAUUUUAGUUGGUUUUAGCAAAUUGUGUACUCAGUAUUUAAGAUAAAAACAACUUUAAAAAUAUAUUUCUAAAUUCUUAAAAAAUUAGUUAUUUAACAUUAAUUUUAAGAAGACAAUAAUUUGCAAAAACAUAUUUUGGUUUUAGUCAUAAGUUCUUUUGUAAAAGAGGGCCCUGGUACUUAACUAUUGGAAGUUGUAAGGGGUUUAUGAUUAUUAAUGUUUCUGAAAUGUAAAUAAAAAUGAAUUUUAAGUUUA
Molecule: messenger RNA, 2564 nt
Organism: Saccostrea echinata
Lineage: Eukaryota; Metazoa; Mollusca; Bivalvia; Ostreida; Ostreidae
Product: influenza virus NS1A-binding protein homolog A-like
Exons: 12
Coding region: 148-2238 (696 amino acids)
Molecular function (GO): protein binding
Source: RefSeq, a predicted model, not a curated record